Messenger RNA from Pelobates fuscus (common spadefoot toad), 7210 nucleotides. It is a transcript of the gene TP53BP1, whose product is annotated as tumor protein p53 binding protein 1. Gene Ontology annotation, molecular function: histone binding. Gene Ontology annotation, cellular component: nucleus. Lineage: Eukaryota; Metazoa; Chordata; Amphibia; Anura; Pelobatidae. Bases 48 to 7004 code for a protein of 2318 amino acids. Gene Ontology annotation, biological process: positive regulation of transcription by RNA polymerase II; DNA damage checkpoint signaling. The record is from RefSeq and is a predicted model, not a curated record. The transcript is spliced from 29 exons.
AAGGGCUGAUGUGACGUGUAACAUGGCACAGCUGCUUGAAAUGCCAUAUGGAAGGUCACACCACCCCUAACUUUACACCUCUGGGGGAACAAAUGAAAUUAGAGGAGGGUUCUGCUUUGUCCCUGUACUGUGAUGAAGAUGCUCUUUGUUCUUCCAGCUUGGGGAAGAGAGAGAGGACCAACACUAGCACCCAGCAGCAUCAGCAUCCCAUAAAACCCUGCAGCAGGUUGGUAGGGAAGCGGAUGGACUCCCUUGGCAGUCAGCUGGACCCUGACUUCUCACAGCAAGACACACCUUGUCUUAUAGUUGAGGAUUCACAACCUGGAAGUGGGGGGACAGAAGAUGAUUUGGAACGAGCACGCUUUGGCUUGUUAGCACAACAUCUGCCUACUCAAGUUGAAAGCCCUGUGCUGGAGUUUGUGCCUGGUUGUCAAAGCAGUAGGCAUACAGCUGGAGAGAAUGUCGACCUCAGCGAGGCUUCAAAGGAAAACAACUUGGAGUUCACUAAAACAUUGCACACAUCGACUGGUGAUGGUCCUUUUAGCCAAGUGAUUGAACGUAUUUCUUGUCAGAGCAAAAUCGGCAGUGAUUUGAAACGUGGGGAUAUUGGAGAACAUGAAGAUGGUGCUGAAUGUACUACACAGUCCCUGCAGGCCGAAGAUUCUGGUACAUCGCAGCUGGCAUUUGGUGCUUUGGAGCUGUCACAAAGCCAGGACUUAGAGGGUCUCAGCACACUUGAUGACAGCUGCAAGCUCUUGCCACCACCCACAAAAUCCACUGUACCUCAGACAGCUGAAUGUAACAAAGACAAUGAAUUCCUUCACUCAUGUCCUGAGACCUUUGCAAAGAGGAAGCCUACCGAGGACAGCCAAGAUAAAGAAUCUAAAAGGAAACUGGAAGACGUUUUGACAAAAGCGGAUUCUUCAUGUGAACCAUGUGGCGUUAAAAUGGAAACGGUUGUAAAACUAGAUACUGAUGACUGUCAUGAAAAAGAAUCCAGUGAAGAAGAGCCAAGCAGCCAAGAUUUUCAGUCUGAACAAGCUAAAUGCAGUCCAGAACCAGAAGUCCAAGACAAGGAUUCCUCUGAUAUUGCCUCAACUCAAGAAGAUAUGUUUGGUCAGCCCAGUAUUUCAGAUUCGCAAAAAAGUCCAUUGACCAAGAUUGUAUCCACCCCUGCCGCUACUUUGCAUUUGUUGCAUCUUUCUGGACAAGAAGGCCUUACAGCUGAAAAUAUUUUAGAAAGUUCCUCAGACCUGGUUUCUCCUUUCCCAGAUGCUAUCCAACCUACCCCUAUCAUCAUCCCCAGCUCCCCAACCGAAAAGGAGACGACAGAAGAUGAGACCAUGCAGAAUGCUGAACCAUCAAAAGAUGCUGAACCAGAAGUCUGUGCAUCAGAGAAAUCCCUGGACUCGAAAGAUCAUGCGUUCUUAGUAGUGCCUCAGGCUUCAACUCCAGUGUGCCAAAUUACUCCAGCAUUUGUUCCAGGGUCAUUUGUUGUACCUUCGCAGCCACAAUUUUCCCAUGAUGUUUUUAUGCCAACCCCAAGCCUUGAAGAAUCCAGAGAAGAAAUUGCUCCUCACACUGUUACAAAGGGCCUAGAAAGCCUGAAGCCUCCAGAGUUGAUGGCAGAAAUUGCAGAAUUAGACUCCACAAUGUCUCAAGCUGACACAGGUGAUGAGUGUAAAUUGUUGCUCUCUACCAGUGAACCUAGUGAGCUAAUGGAAACAGAUGUUGGCAAUUCAAAAAAUUCAGAGGAUGACCGCAAAGACACACAGAUUGAAAUUUUGGAACAGUCAUUUUGUCAGUCAAGGAGUUCAGUGGAUGGUCCUGCUUCAGGAAAUCUUGAAGACAAAGGCUUAACUUCUGGAAUACCCACAGGGCAAGUUAUAGAAGAAUCUUCUGUUGGUAAUGAAAAAAUUACAAUGGAGGAUUCUACAACCAAAGGUGAAACCGAAAUUGAAAAAAAGACUGCUGAUUGUACUCCUCUCACAAAUGAUUCUGGAAGACAAGAACUCAUGGACACAUCUUUACAGUCAGACACUUCUUUAAGUAUUCUUGAUCAAGAUGCACCUGAAGAGAAAUCAAGCACAGCUGUUGAAAGUCUGUCUGACUUAUCAUCUGUGGAUGAAGUCCCUGAAACUCCAUGUGAAAAGGAUAUUGAAGACCGCAAGUCAACCGAGGAUGAGCAAUUGAUGAGAGAAGGGGCUAACCUGAAUCUUGUACUCUCAGAGACCCAGACUCAACGUUUCUGUCAUGAUGAAAUGGAAUCCUCACAGAAAGAAGAGGAGGAUACAAUGGAAUUUGAAUUAAGUACAACUUCUAAAGUAAGUGGACAGAAACCACUUUGCGAGCAAUCCCAAAAACUGACAUGUCAGGACCUAGAAAUCCAGAAGUUGGGAGAUUCUGAAGUGCCUGACCUGACUUGUGAAGUCCUAACAGUAAAGGACCAGAAAAAGACUACACUAGGUAUUACUUGCAUUUCCUUACAAGUUGAUACAACUGCAUGUCAAGAGUUGUCAGUAGACUCUGGGAGGGACCAUUCAGAAAGUAAUCAGCAAAGUGAACAUACUGGGAAGGACAUCUCUCUAAAAAGUACUUUGGAGGAACCAAAUCAGAAUUGUAAGUUGGAUGACUUAAAGACUGAUUUUAAGGAGAAUCUUGUGCCUGUAGCAUAUGAUUGUAGCAAUCCAGUGUUAACGCUAAAAUCUUUGCAUCAGAUCUCUGACCUUCCAGCAGAUGAUGCGGCACCGAAUGUAAAACCUGUAGGUGAAAACCCUGAUGAAGAGAAUAAGGCUAAAGAGGCUGAGGAGCAUGUUGAAUCUUUGAAAGCUGAGAAGAAUUUGCCACAAUUGUCUGUAACAGAAAAAGAACAAUCUGAUGAGGUAAUUCUGGUAGACAAAGCUGAUGUAGGCUUAUUGCAAACCGAAAGUCUUCGAUUGCCAGUGCCUCCAGAAAAUAAAGAAUGUAAAAUUAAAGCAUUCAAGGAAAACUUGAUUUCCGUUCAUCCUGUGGAUGAAGUUAUGACUGUAAAUCAGACUGAAAAUCAAUCUCAACAUAUUCUGAAGGAAAAAGAAACUGAUGUGUUAAAGAAACCAUUAAAGGGUGAUCAUCAAUCAGAUGAUAUUGCGGAAAAGAAUACCAAAAUGGAUCUCCUAGAAAAUAAAACAUCUAGCAUGUUAAAGAAUGAGGAGCCUGACCUAGUGGUGGUUGAAGGAACUGAAAAUCCGUCCGUAAUUGUUGAUGAUAGCUGUGCAAAAGACAUGGCUGAUUCUAGGCAAAAGAGACCUCCAGAACUACCAGUAGAAGAAUUGUUGGCUCCUGAGCCAAAGAAGCUUCGGGGAAACCAGGACAAUGAGGUGAUUGAGUCUAUGAAAAGAAGUAAACCUGCCAUGAUUAGUGAUGACGUUUUAAUUGUAAGUGAUCAGCAGAAAGACGUAAAGGACAGUCUUGAUCCAGUGAUACCCGAAAAAGUGGAGCUUCCUUCAACAGUCAAAGAUGAUGAUGUCCCAAAAACACUCCAUCAUGAAUCUCCCAAGGAAGUGGUUGAUUUAUCAAUGGACAUAUCUGAAGAAGAAGCCCAUGGCACAAAUACUGAUUUUCAGGAAAAAACUGUAGAGCAAAGCACUCGUAGCCUUUGUGAAAGCUCCAAUGAAACACCAUUUCACUUCACUUUGCCAAAAGAAGGUGACUUAAUUCAGCCAAUAAGCAGUGUUACUCCACCUAUGAUUGGCCAGUUAAAACGUGGUCCAAGACGGCACAGCACUCCCAUACUUCUUGGAAGCUGUCCAGACAGUACCUUGGCAACCAGUGAUGUCUCCGCUGAGAGCACUAUGGCGACCAAUAAUGUUACAGUUGAGAGUGCCAUGGUCACAACAGAUGUAUCUGAGGAAAGUGAGAAAAUAAAUACCGGGCCUGCCUCUGAUACAGAUGGAAAGCUUUGCCUCCGAACAAAACUCAUAACUCCUGUAAAUGAAGAGAGUGAGGAGGCACCACAGUUUAAUCUGGAAAAGCCUAGUGGUACCGAGAGGACAAACGGAACUGCUACAGUUGCUGCACUUGUUGCCAGUGCAGAACAGUCUCCAUCUGUUUUUGUACGUGUAUGUGAAGUUCGACGGGAAGAAGAAGAAACCAGAGGUGAAAAUAUGCCUACUACACCCAUCAGAGGAAAUGUAUUCCAGUUUCCAAAUUCAGAAAAGAAUGAACCUGUGUCUGUAGGUGAAACAUGUGAUCAGAGCAUAGGUUUCCAAAACAAGCCAGAAGAGUCAAUUCAAGAGCUCUCCUGUGAUCAGGACAUGGAUGUCAUGGAAACAGAAGCCUCCCAGGAGGAAAGAGACUUUCAUGUUCAAGCAAAAGAGAGCAACCAGCUUGAAGUUGUUGAUACAAAAUCAUCUAAGCAACAAUCAAAUGAGGAGUGCACAUCACCAGGUCAUAGAGAUAAAGAAGUUCAGACGGUUAGUGAUGUAAAACCUACAUCAUCUGUCGUGUCAUCAUCUACCCAGACCGACAUGAUGUCCAGCCUACGUUUUGAGAAAACUGGAAGUGAUGCUAGACGAAGAAACCUGAAAGAUGCCAACAAGCCGACUGAGAAGGACCAUGAGAAAUCAAAACAAGGAGAUGACACGGAAUCCGUUCACAGCCAGGAAGAGGAGGACUUUGAAUUAAAUCAUCCAAUGCCAGCACGCCAUCUCCAACGCCAUGUGCGCACAAUCCGUGAAGUCCGUACUGUUGUCACAAGAGUUAUUACAGAUGUUUAUUACAUGGAUGGAGCAGAGGUGGAGCGAAAGGUAGUGGAGGAAGCUGAAGAACCAGUAAUUGAAUGCCAGGAGUUUGAGAAUGAAGUAUCACCAUCUAGAACUGUUGCCUCUUCUCUUACCUCUGGGGAUCUUGCAGACAUUAGCUCAUUUUCGUCAAAAACAUCAAGCCUUCAACGCACAUCUAGUGGGGCAAGUAGUGGCCUCUCUGCAGCACAAAGCAUUAGUGGAAGCAGCUCGGAUCGUGCUAGAACCUCUGCUUGGCAGAAAGGGAAAACCGGACAGCUGGAACCUAAAGAGUUUGCCAUUCCAAGUGCGCGUGGGGCAGCAGGAAAACUGAGUCCUAGGAAAGUGCCCAGCCAGCCAGGGUCUCCACACCGGACAGGAGGACACACUGGUUUGCCAGUGAGUGAAGAUGAUGCAGAUGCAUCGCUUGGCAACAGACCAGGGGCCAAAGCGCCCCUUACACCCCGUGGAAGAGGGAGGAGGGGCCGCCCUCCUUCUCGUGGAGCUGGUUCAAGAGAAACGUCUGUCCACGCACAUGGAAAUCCCGAAGAUCUCACUGCAGCCGCAGUUCCAGAUGAAGAAUUUUUUACACGCAUUAAUGUUCGCCACCCAGAAGUCACUGAUAAAUCUGAUUCUAUAACAUCCAUAAUGCGCCGUAGUGAUUCCCCAGAAAUUCCAUACCAGACACCAUCAACCAAGAGUGACAGUUUGGACUCUUCAUCAGGCAGCAGUUUUGUGGGGCUACGAGUUGUAGCCAAAUGGUCCUCUAAUGGCUACUUUUAUUCUGGCAAAAUAACUCGAGACGUUGGAGGAGGGAAAUAUAAGUUGCUGUUCGAUGAUGGGUAUGAGUGCGACGUUCUAGGGAAAGACAUUUUGUUAUGCGACCCAAUCCCCCUGGACACUGAGGUUACCGCUCUGUCUGAAGAUGAAUAUUUUAGCGCAGGGGUGGUAAAAGCUCACAAAAGAGAUUCAGGAGAGCUUUAUUACUGUAUCGAGAAAGAAGGACAAAGGAAGUGGUACAAAAGGAUGGCAGUUAUUUUGUCCCUUGAGCAAGGAAAUCGUCUAAGAGAGCAAUUUGGUCUUGGUCCAUAUGAACCUUCAACUCCACUCACCAAGGCAUCAGACAUCAGUCUAGAUAACUUGGUGGAGGGGAAGAGGAAGAGGAGGAGUAAUCUAAGUGCUGCAGUCACUCCAACGACUUCAAGUACAUCAAGCACCAGCACCCCGACACGUAAAACUUCAGAGAAUCCACGCAGCUCUUUGGUUCCCUUGUCUGGGAAGCGCAAGCUUAUCAGCUCAGACGAUGAGAAAUCCCCAUCAAAACGCGGCCGUAAAUCUGUGUUGGCAAAAUCAAUAUGGAUUCCCCCUCUGCCUCUGCAAGAUCCCUCUCUAGAAAACAUAGGUGCAGCUAAAGGAGGUGAAUUUAUGAGCCCUAAUGAAAGUGGAGAUAAUGCCGGUGAUGAAAUGGCCCUUGAAGAAACCCAUGGACCUAUACCUCAGAAUAAAACUCUCUUCCUUGGCUAUGCUUUCCUUCUUUCUGCGUCUACAUCGAGUGAUAAACUCCAGAAUCGACACAAAUCACAGCAAAUUCCCUCCAUCAGCAGUGAAGAAGAGGAAGAAUAUAUUGAGAGCAUGCCAUAUGACAGGAGAUAUACUGAGGAACAGCUUCAGGCAGGCGGAGGUUACAUUUUGGAAAAAUUCAAUGAAGCACAGUGUAAUGCUGCAUAUCAAUGCCUGUUGAUAGCAGACCAGCACUGCCGAACCCAAAAGUAUUUCCUGUGCCUUGCCAGUGGAGUCCCCUGUGUGUCUCAUGUCUGGGUCAAUGACAGCUGUCAUGCUAAUGAGGUUCAAAACAUCCGUAACUAUCUCCUCCCUGCUGGAUAUAGCUUGCAAGAGGAUAAAAUAUUGGAAUGGCAUGAGUCUCGUCAUCCGUUCCAAGACUUGCGGUUUCUUGUGGUAUCUGACCAGAAAGAGAAUUUCCUGGAAAUGUGGUCUGAAAUAUUGAUGGUUGGAGGAGCAACAACUGUGAAACAGCACAAUUCUUCGGAAACUAACAAAGAUGUUGCACUGGGAGUUUUUGAUGUGGUGGUCACAGAUCGUUCAUGUCCAGAAUCCAUUUUAAAAUGUGCCCAGGCCUUGAAUCUUCCACUGGUUUCUCAAGAGUGGGUUAUCCAAUGUCUGAUAAAUGGGGAGAAGCUUGGUUAUCACACACAUCCGAAAUAUAACCAUGACUACGUUCCAAGCUAAGGGGUCGCCAUUGGAUAUCCCUCCCUUUUUAUCUUUCCUCCCCCUUUGCUGCUCCUUGCAUUGUGCAUACUGUGUUUUAAUGAAGUUUUAGGUAGUUUUAAAUGUUUUGUGUUGUUUACUCAACAUGUGCAUGUUCUCACUGUACAUACUUUUAUCGGCUGGACUUUUAUGAGAAAAAUAAAUUGAAUCUCCUUGUUUUAAGGAUA